Postia placenta MAD-698-R-SB12 is the source of this 951-nucleotide messenger RNA. RefSeq lists its product as hypothetical. Lineage: Eukaryota; Fungi; Basidiomycota; Agaricomycetes; Polyporales; Adustoporiaceae. The transcript is spliced from 4 exons. Bases 1 to 951 code for a protein of 316 amino acids. Gene Ontology annotation, molecular function: oxidoreductase activity. The record is from RefSeq and is a predicted model, not a curated record.
AUGGCAUUGAAACCUCUUGUUCUCGUCGUCGGCGCUAGCGGUAAUACGGGUAAAUCAGUCAUCCCCGCUCUGCUCGAGAGUGGCAACUUUAGAGUUGCCGCCACUUCGCGACCGUCCUCUCUCUCCAAGCCGGACGUGAACGAGCUCCGCGCGAAGGGAGUCGAGAUCCGCCCUGCAGAGAUCGGUUCAGACAGCGUGGAACAGCUGAAAACCGUGCUCACAGGAGUAGACAUCUUGCUCAGCGUCGUCCAUUUCGACGUGGUCCUCGCGCAGAAAUCUUUGUUCGCUGCUGCCAAGGAGGCGGGCGUUAAGCGCGUCAUACCAUGCGACUUCGCCACGCCGGGCGCAAAGGGAGCUCGCCAGCUUCAUGAUGAGAAACUUGCGGUCCGCGACUACAUCAAAGAACUCGGCGUUGGGUACACAUUCAUCGAUGUGGGCUGGUGGAUGCAGCUCAGCACAUCGGCGGGCACCCACUCGCCAUCAAUGUUGGGACCCGCAUCCUACGAGAUCUACGGCACCGGCGACAAGAAGCUGCUGUUGACCGAUCUCAAUAACAUCGGGAAGUUUGUCGCGAGGAUCCUUGCAGACGAGAGGACACUGAACCAAUAUGUCAUCGUCUGGGAAGAUGAACUGACAUGGCUGGAGGUGAAGGCUAUCUGUGAGCAGCAAUCUGGCGAGGAAGAUCUGCUGAGAUCGAAGCGCACCACUUUAUCAUACGAGGAGCUGAAGCAGCGCGCUGCACAUUCAAAGGAAGAAUACCUGCGGUCGCCGAACUUCCUCGCGCACAUAGGAUGGGUAAGCUCAGAGUACGCCAUCAGCAUGCACAUUCUUGGGGAGAAUUCUUUGGAAAACGCGAAAGCGCUAGGAGCGCUGGAUGCCCGCGAGUUGUAUCCGGACAUUGUGCCGGUCAAGUUUGUUGACUUUGCGAAGAAGUUUUAUCACAAGCAGUAG